Pseudonaja textilis is the source of this 1261-nucleotide messenger RNA. The record is from RefSeq and is a predicted model, not a curated record. NCBI's taxonomy places the organism in Eukaryota, Metazoa, Chordata, Lepidosauria, Squamata, Elapidae.
AUGUUCGCUCUUCGGCAGGUCAUUGAGAAGGAUGGGAAAGGGAGGAAGAGCCAGCCGGAGGCCCUUUGCAAACACCUCUCGGCCAUCUCGGGGUUCGGGUCUUUUGGCCGGGGAAUGGACACCCGUCCCUGGGGAGGGCCUGACCUUUUGGAUCAGGUUGCAAAGACAACGGGAGCCCCCAGGUUUCCAUUGAUAGCAAACGGGCACAUCUGUGGAAUCCGCAAUCGGAAAGUUUUCGGGCUCCUUUGCCAUAUUCCAAGCUACAAAUCCAUCCCGCUCUUGGCCGUCAUCACGUCGCCUGGCCCCAUCCCCAUCCGUCCCAGAAGAGAGAGAGUAAAUCAGGAGGAAUUGCUCACGCCUGCCUUUCUCCCACCCUCCCUUUCCUCCGGUCCGUCCCCAGAGCACGUCUGCUCCAUCCUGGCCUCCCUCCUGAGGAACCUGCGGAGUCAGCAAAGGACGCGGCUGCUCAACAAGUUCACGGAGAACGACAGCGAGAAGGUGGACAGGCUGAUGGAGCUCUAUUUCAAGUACCUGGACGCCGUGCAGGUAGCCGACAAGAAGAUUGAAGGUGAAAAGCACGACAUGGUGCGCCGCGGGGAGAUCAUCGACGACGACACGGAAGAGGAGUUCUACCUGCGGCGCCUGGACGCCGGUCUGUUUGUGCUCCAGCUCAUCUGCUACAUCAUGGCGGAGAUCAGCAAUGCGGGCAUCCCACAGGUAGGACCGGCCACGCCUUCCUCCCACCCUCCAGGUUCAGCCCUCACCUUUGGCUUUCUCUCUGAAUGGAUAGAUAGGAUUUGUUUAUUUGUAUCUCGCCUUUAUCGUUUCUUCAUCAACAUUUCAGACGGCAAAGAGUCAAAGGGCCCCAGAGAGAAGAGAGGGGGAGAGAGAGAGGCCCUGGGAGGCCAAGGCCGUGCGAAGGCGGUGGAGCCACGGCUGAGAGACCUUCUCUUUGGGGAGGGGGGUGAGAGGGGCUUGGAAGGACCCUCGCUCUCACUCACAGCUGCCCCCAAUCUCCCUGCAGAGUAUGCGGAGAACAUCGGAGAUGGGAAGAACUCCGAAUUCCUGGAGAGCGAGCAAAAACGGAUCAUGGAACUUCUGGAGAACUUCUGAGGGGCCCUUGAGGGGCUUCCAGGACCUUCUGCCGCUUGGGGUCCCAAAGAGACUUUCGGGAGAAAGGGGACCCUUCUCAGGUUUUGUGAGCGUGUGCGUGGGUGUCAUUUUGAACGAUUAAAGAUUGGUCUGGUUUGUUAUUUCCAAA